Molecule: messenger RNA, 1047 nt
Organism: Pichia kudriavzevii
Lineage: Eukaryota; Fungi; Ascomycota; Pichiomycetes; Pichiales; Pichiaceae
Exons: 1
Coding region: 1-1047 (348 amino acids)
Biological process (GO): protein phosphorylation; intracellular signal transduction
Cellular component (GO): nucleus; cytoplasm
Molecular function (GO): MAP kinase activity; ATP binding
Source: RefSeq, a predicted model, not a curated record
AUGCAGGAACAGAAUUUUGUGUUCAAUAUCAGAGACUACAAAGUCAUUAGUGUUAUAGGGCAAGGUGCCUAUGGGGUAGUUGCUGUUGGGCAUAAGCAUAACAGUGACGAGAUGGUGGCCAUUAAGAAAAUUGAGCCUUUCGAUCGUAGUCUCUUUUGUCUGAGAACACUAAGAGAAGUUAAGUUUCUCAAAAGGUUCAACCAUCCAAACAUUAUCAAGAUUUUAGACAUUCAGAAGCCGACAAGCUUUGAAAGUUUUAAAGAUGUCUAUCUUGUACAAGAAUACAUGGAUGCAGAUUUGCAUACGGUCAUCAGAACCCAUCAAUUGAGUAAUAAUCAUAUGGUCUAUAUGCUCUACCAGCUCUUAAAAGGUGUCAAGUACUUACAUAGUGCAGGAAUCAUUCAUAGAGAUUUGAAACCAGCAAAUCUGCUAGUCAACGAGAAAUGUGAUUUAAAGAUUUGCGAUUUUGGAUUGGCACGAUUUGAAAAUGAUGUCACUAAGGACAAAAACACCUUUCUUACCGAAUAUGUGGCCACUAGAUGGUACAGAGCGCCUGAAAUUAUGCUAUCACUUGCCCAAUAUUCAAAGGCAAUCGAUAUAUGGUCAAUAGGUUGCAUUUUGGCCGAAAUGAUUUUAAGGGAACCCAUUUUCCCGGGGAAGGAUUACAGGCACCAAUUGUUGUUGAUAUUCGAAGUUUUGGGCACGCCAAGCGAGCAAGACAUGGAGAGUAUUAAAUUACAAAGAGCAAGGGAUUACAUUAAAACGCAUGCCAGCUCUCAACGUAAGAUCCCCAUGAAGAAAAUAUUCCGCAAAGCACACCCAGAAGCCAUCGAUUUCAUUGAAAAGACCCUGACUUUCAAUCCUGAUAAGAGAAUGACGAUUCAAGAUUGUCUUGAGCACCCAUACGUCUACGAAUUCCGAGAUCCCUCAACCGAAGUGGAAUCGGAACCCGUUCCCAGCGAUUUUUUCUUCUUUGACGAGUUCAAAGACCAACUAGAGCUGAUUGACCUCAAGAGAAUGUUGUAUGCCGAAACUGUCACCGACUGA